AUGCUAAGUCAGGGCUUGACUCGUUGUGAAGGAUUGCGGGUCCACAGCACAAGUUCAGGGCUGGCGCAGCCAAACUUGACUUUGUUCAGCCCUGGCAUUAGCUGGGCAUCGUUGAUUGGACCAGAGGGCGGGACGGCACCCCCCGUCGAGAUUUGCACAAGGGGCUUGUGGAUUUCGACGACGGCAACUUUAUGGGAUUCGGCUGCGAAUGCCAUACGUCCUUCACAGGUGAUUUACGUGGCUGGUCCACCUGCUGUCUCAAACUCAACGUCAAGAAAGAAGCCGAACCCGUGUCGAAUAUGA
Messenger RNA from Pochonia chlamydosporia 170, 303 nucleotides. RefSeq lists its product as hypothetical. The record is from RefSeq and is a predicted model, not a curated record. NCBI's taxonomy places the organism in Eukaryota, Fungi, Ascomycota, Sordariomycetes, Hypocreales, Clavicipitaceae. The coding region runs from base 1 to 303 and encodes 100 amino acids. The transcript has a single exon.